Messenger RNA from Eptesicus fuscus (big brown bat), 364 nucleotides. RefSeq names its product keratin-associated protein 19-8-like. The transcript has a single exon. The record is from RefSeq and is a predicted model, not a curated record. Bases 25 to 216 code for a protein of 63 amino acids. NCBI's taxonomy places the organism in Eukaryota, Metazoa, Chordata, Mammalia, Chiroptera, Vespertilionidae.
CAGAAACACACUCCCCCUGACACCAUGAGCUACUACGGCAGCUACUACGGAGGCCGCGGCUACGGCUGGGGCGGCUUUGGUGGCCUGGGCUAUGGCUAUGGCUCCGGCUGGGGCUGGGGCGGCCUUGGUGGCCUGGGCUGUGGCUGUGGCUACAGGAGCUACGGCUGCUGGCGUCCGUGCUGCUGUGGGGGAUACGGAUACUCUGGCUUCUACUGAAACCCUGCCCAGCAGCUCAGCAUCUGCACUUACAAGGGACUUCCUCCCACAUUUGAUCUAAGGAACCGGACAGCUAACCUCAUGCUGGGUUAUUCCACAAACGUCUUUACUUCUCAGAAUUAUGGGUAGAUUUUCAACUGUGGCUGCA